This is a messenger RNA of Salvia splendens (bonfire salvia), 819 nucleotides long. RefSeq names its product elongation of fatty acids protein 3-like. Gene Ontology annotation, molecular function: fatty acid elongase activity. Gene Ontology annotation, cellular component: endoplasmic reticulum membrane. NCBI's taxonomy places the organism in Eukaryota, Viridiplantae, Streptophyta, Magnoliopsida, Lamiales, Lamiaceae. The annotation marks the transcript as partial. The record is from RefSeq and is a predicted model, not a curated record. The transcript has a single exon. Gene Ontology annotation, biological process: sphingolipid biosynthetic process; fatty acid elongation, polyunsaturated fatty acid; fatty acid elongation, saturated fatty acid.
CACCUCAACUUUUGGCUGUCGGAGCACCCUUCCAUCGUCAAUUUCCAGUGGAGCCCGACCGAGUCGUGGGGCGCAAUGUGGUCGUUCCUCAUCGCCUCCAUCACGGCCUCCAUCGCCAUCUCGGCGAGCCUCAACGUCCUCCUCCGCCUCCGCCUGAAGCCGGUCUCACUGGGCCCUGUCCCGGCCCUCCACAGCCUCGCCAUAUCCCUCCUCUCGGCCACCAUCUUCGCCGGCAUGCUGGCCUCCUCCGUGGACGAAAUCCGGGACACCCGGUGGUUCUGGCAGCUCAACAAGACCCCCUUCCAGUGGCUCCUCUGCUUCCCUUUAGGCACCCGCCCCUCCGGCCGCGUCUUCUUCUGGUCCUACGCCUUUUACCUCUCCCGCUUCCUCCACAUCCUCCGCACCUUCUUCACCCUCCUCCGCCGCCCCGGGAGCUUCUCUGUUUUCCAAGUCAUCAACCACGCGGCCCUCGUCCUUAUGUCGUAUCUCUGGCUCGAAUUCUCGCAGUCGUUCCAGGUCCUUGCGAUCCUCUCGAUGACCGUGGCGUUCGCGUUGGUCUACGCCUUCCGGUUCUGCACCGAGGUCGGGUUGAAGCAAGAGACGAGGCGUUUCUCGUUCGUGAUGUUGUGCCGGAUUGCGCUGGUGGUGACCAACACGGCGUGGCAUGUCGGGCUGUUGGUACUGCAUUUUUGGAAGGGCGGAUGCAACGACAUGGGCGCCUGGCUUUUCAACACCGUGCUCAACAGCUUCGUGCUUCUGUUAAUCCUCAAUUUUUAUGUUAGGAAGUGUUUGAGCGAGCGAGAUCCAGGUUAUUGUUAG